UCAUCCUGUAACCUGUUCUGCUCGGGACGUAUUUGUGAAUGCACUGGCAUGAACUGAGUACCUGGACAAUAAGGUCAGACAGACAACCAGCAGAUCUGUGCAGCCUUCUGGACUGAUGUGAUUGUCAGUCUCUGUGGUGGUGCUGCUGCUUGCAGAGGAUAUUAAGGACUUCCAUCCUGGAAGAUAAGAUCUGUUCCUGGAGAGAAAGACUUCUUAGCCACCCCCUUUAUAAGGCAGGGCUCACUUGGAGAGUUGCCAUGAAAAACUGUGCCAAAGGAGGACAGGGGAUGCAGGAGCCAACGAAAAGAGGAGCAAUUUUUUUAUGCAUUCAUGCUAUGAUGGAAAACUAAUACUUUUGCUCUAAAGUACUGAUUUGGGGAUUGAAGACAAUUCAUAUAAUUCUGAUGCGCUUUGGAGAAAUUUUUAUCACUCUGCAGCGGACUUUGAAAGUUUUUUCCUUCCCCUCCUCCAGCCUCAUCCUGCAUCGGAGAAUCUAGACUCCUGCGGAAGGGACGCUACAGAAUCUCACCUGGCCUUCAGGACUCGCUGCUAGUUGAGCAUAUUUACGGAUGUGGUAAAUCCAGGAGCCACAGAAUCACACAUCGGUCAUGUAAAUAAAACGAAUUAAAGGGUAUAAAAAAGGAGAAGUGCGCGCUCUCGGCGAAGCGCAGCAUCAGCACCAGCAUCCGAUGCGCGUCCCCGCCCCGGUAGAGGCUGCCCGAGAUCCCGGGAAGAGGUGCUGGAUCUGCGCGAGUUAAAGUUGGGCUGAAGGGGGGUGAGAGGAUGCUGCAGAACAAUCUACGGUCUAAUUAACAUAGCCUAUGCGGGGAAACGUGUCCUAAAUGAAGGAUGACUUGCAAAAUACUGAGCAUAUGCCUCUUGUUUUUGGGUUUUCAAGAUUGCUCAUCACGAGAAUGUGUUGAUCCGCUCAUCUCUGGGCUGUAUGCCUCCUCCUUUCUGGCCUCUUCCAGAUAUAACUUCCUGUACUCCGCCAAUUUUGCCAAACUCUAUGGCAGCAGUGGCUGGUCGCCUUCUCCUCGGGACAGACAGCCAUGGCUGCAGAUAGACCUGGGCAGGAAGUACCGACUGAGGGCAAUCGCCACCCAGGGGACCUUCAACUCAUACGACUGGGUCACCAAGUACACGCUGCUCUACGGAGACCGUCCAGACUCCUGGACGCCGUACAUCAUGAAUGGAGGCAACUCUACUAUGCCUGGUAACUGGAAUUAUUAUCAGGUGAAGAGGAAUGUCUUCCAUUACGCCUUCACUGCUAAACACAUCCGUCUGCUGCCUCUGGCAUGGAACACAGAGAAUGGAGGGAAGAUUGGUGUGAGGCUGGAGCUCUUUGGCUGCUCUUACGAUUCCUAUGUAGUGCAGUAUAAUGGGGAUGACUCAGUGGUCUACAUGUACCCAGAAAAAAGAUCCCGCACACUGCAAGACCACAUUGCCAUAAAUUUCAAGACUCUAGAGCAGGACGGCCUCCUGUUACACAGCGAGGGGAUCCAGGGAGACCUCUUCACCCUGGAGCUGAAGAGGGGCCGUCUUUACCUCCACAUCAGCCUUGGAAGCAGCGUCGUGCACAAAGUCAGUGGCCGAACCACACUGACUGCAGGAAGCCUUCUUGAUAAUCUACACUGGCACUAUGUUACUAUCAAGCGCUAUGGUCGACAGGUGAACUUCACAGUGGAUAGUCAGACAGUGACAGCUAUCUGCAAUGGCGAUUUUACUCACCUGGAUCUCGAUACACAGAUGUAUGUAGGAGGAGUAAUAGAGCAGAACUUGCCACACCUACCAACCACACCAAAUUUUCGUGGCUGCCUGGAAAAUGUCUUCAUCAAUGGCAUCAACAUCAUCGACAAGGCCAAGAAUGAAGACUCUGACAUCCGUAUACCACGGAGGAAAAAGAUGCAUUACGCCUGCCGUGACAUCCUCCUCAAACCCAUGACCUUUGCUGGGCCCAACAACUACCUGCAGGUGCCAGGCUUCUUCAGGAGGCCUCGCAUGUUUGUCAAGUUCAAGUUCCGCUCGUGGGACUACACGGGGCUGCUAAUGUUCACUCGCUUUGCAGAUGAUCUUGGUGCGCUCGAGUUAGGCCUGAGUGAGGGGCAGAUCAAUGUCACUAUAUUCCAGCCUGGCAAGAAGAAACUACAGUUUGCUGCAGGAUACAGACUAAAUGACGGUUACUGGCAUACAGUGGAUUUAGCAGCAAGAGACAACCUCCUGACUCUCACCAUCGAUGAGGAGGAGGGUUCGCCACUAAGGAUCACCAACCCUUUCACCAUCCGCACAGGAGAUCGCUACUUUUUUGGAGGUUGUCCAAAAACCAAUAACACCAUAAGAAAGUGCGAGACCAAGUUAAAUCGGUUCCAUGGCUGCAUGCAGCAUAUCUUCAUAGACAACGAACAGCUUGAUAUAGACAUUAUCCUGCAGCGACAGUGGGGACGAUAUGCUGAGCUGUUGUUAGGCACCUGUGGGAUCACUGACAGAUGCACUCCAAAUCCAUGUGAACAUGAAGGCAGAUGCAUCCAGUCCUGGGAUGAUUUCAUCUGCCUGUGUGAGAACACAGGCUAUAAAGGAGAAGUGUGUCACAUGUCGGUUUAUAAAGAAUCAUGCGAGGCCUACAGACUCAGUGGCAAAUAUUGGUCUGGAAACUACACCAUCGAUCCUGAUCUCAGUGGGCCGCUGAAGCCAUUUGAAGUGUACUGUAAAAUGAAGUCAUAUAAAGCUUGGACAGUGAUUAUGCAUGAUCGAGUGGAUGGUACCAAGGUGUCUGGGAGUUCAAUAGACAAACCCUAUAUAGGAGAUGUUAACUACUGGAAUGCCUCCUGGGAUGAAGUCACUGCUCUUGCCAACACCUCCAUGUACUGUGAGCAGUGGAUUGACUACUCUUGCUAUAAGUCCCGCCUCCUCAACACCGGCAAUGGAAGACCUUUUGGUUACUGGAUUGGUCGCAACAAUGAGAGUCACUACUACUGGGGUGGGACAUUCAGAGAAGUUCAAAAAUGUGGCUGCUCCAUCAACCAAACCUGCGUUGACCCCAAGUUUCAAUGCAACUGUGAUGCCGACUAUAGACAAUGGUAUUCUGAUAAGGGCUACUUGGACUUCAGAGACCACCUGCCUGUGAGAAGGGUGGUGGUCGGAGACACCAACAGGACUGGCUCAGAAGCACAGUUCACAGUCGGGCCGCUCCGCUGCCACGGCGACAGAAACAUCUGGAACACCAUAGCCUUCAUCAAGCCCACCUACAUAACCUUCCCCACCCUAAAGCCUGCAACCACUGUUGACAUCUCCUUCCACUUCAAAACCUAUCGCGACCACGGUGUCUUCCUGGAGAACUCCGAUGACCACCUCAAAAACUUUAUAAGAGUAGAGCUCAAUACCACCCAUAAUCUUGUGUUUGUCUUUAUGGUUGGCGACGGCAUCCUUAAUGUGACCCUACGCUCACCUGUACCACUCAAUGACAAUGAAUGGCAUUUUGUUCAGGCAGAACUUAACGUAAAAUUGGCCCGAAUCAAGGUAGAUUAUCAACCAUGGGCUGUCACACGCUUCCCAGGUCAGACGUUUGUCACCAUGCAGUUCACACAUCCUAUCCUAGUAGGUGCAGCCAACCGCACCCUUAGACCUUUCUUGGGGUGUCUUCGGGGGUUACGGAUGAACGGUAUACCUUUUGAUUUAGAGGGGAAAGUAAAUGAAGAACAAGGCGUAAGAAGGAACUGUACUGGACAGUGUCUCAAUGCUACCAUACCAUGUAGAAACAGCGGCCAGUGUAUUGAGGGCUAUGCUUCCUACACAUGUGACUGCAACAACACAGCUUUCGAUGGUUUUUACUGCCAUAAAGAUAUUGGAGCUUACUUUGAAAUCGGAUCGUGGCUGAGGUACAACAUACGAAAGAAGCCCAUAACAGAUGAAGCGGCAUGGGCCAACUGGAUCGACCCUCACUAUGACAAUUUCAGCCUCGGCUACAAUGACACAGCAGAUGAUAUAGAAUUCAGUUUCAGCACAGUUCACACGCCAGCUGUACUGCUCUACAUCAGCUCCUUCGUCCAGGAUUACAUCGCCGUGAUCCUCAAGACUGAUGGUAGUGUAGAUCUGAGGUAUAAGCUGGGUCUCAUAACACACAAGUACCAGCUGACUCACCGAAACCUGGCCGAUGGAUACCCUCACUAUGUGAACAUAACCAGGCACAACAGAACCAUCAAAACACAGGUGGAUUACAUGGAACCCAUAGUGGAGAAGAUAACCUUGGUGGAAGAUGCCAGGUUUGACUCUCCAAAGUCCAUGUUCAUGGGCAGAGUGAUGGAGGUUGGUGACAUUGACUAUGAGAUUCAGAGACACAAUGCUCCAGGCUUCAUUGGCUGCAUAUCUGGGGUGCGAUACAACGUCUACGCCCCUCUGAAGGCCCUCUUCCGUCCCAAUGAAACAGACCCUCCGGUGACGACGCAAGGUUAUGUCUCUGAGUCCAACUGUGGUGCCUUCCCUCCUGUCCUGGGUUAUGUUCCAUGGGAGGUAGACCCCUGGUUUACUACCAUAGAGUAUUUUUAUAUCCACGAUGACCUCGGUCUGUUUUGGAUAACAGUUAUUGUCAUCCUGGCGCUGCUGAUGCUCUUCGGAGGCCUGUACAGCAUCUACGUCUACGCUUACCAGCAGAAGGGCAGUUACCACACCAAUGAACCCAAAAACCUGGAGUCUCCCAGCAGCUCCAGGCCACUGACUGAGACCUUGAGGAGAGAAAAAAAGAACCUCCCAGAAAUUGAAGAGGAGUUCAGGAGCGACUAGCAUCACCGGACCUCUGGGGCAAAGGGUGGGGUUUGACUAGGGGGGGAUGGAGCGAGGGAAAUAGCACUUACAAAAACCACAGAUACCUGUGUUAAGUUUUCAAAUUAUUUUCUUUUUUUUGGGUUUUUUUUUACAUUUUGGUUUGUGUUUCUUCCCCCGGUUGAGUGGGAUACGACGCCUGGUGCUCUAUAUAGUAUGUAUUUUGGUAAGUUCUAGUUUUGCUGGGUUCAAAAUUCAAAUUAAGCCCCAAGUUGCAUGAGUAGCCAACAAGUCUCACACUGUAUCACAGGGUGAAAUACUGAAGUGCCUCAUCUGAGCAAGCUGGAUCUGAAGUAACCAUAAUAGCUUAUUCAGAUAGGGUUUAGAUUAGCCACUGUGGGGGAAAAAGGGGAUUACAAGAGAUUUUUUAAUUGGAACAUCAACUUUAAGUAUUUAGGGUUUUAUUAAUUGAUUUCUUUUCUGAGCCAUUUUCAAGACCGACAAAAGCUACUGAAAGCUGACUGUAUACAUCUAAACUGUACCUUUUGAUGACAAUCUCUCACGGAGCCAUUUUUGACAUCAUAGCUCAUAAUCUGUCUUGAGUUAGAGUAGUGAGCACAACUAAGAGCUGGUGAACAAAAGCAAAAUGACAAAAGUACAAAUCAAACUAGUGUUCAUGAAUAAAAACAACUAACCCGAAGAUAGAGAGAGAACAUACUGACGAGCAUGGAGCUUUGAAAUGUUUAGCUUUGAAGACACAUUUAAAGAUUGUAAAAGGUAUCUACGCUUCUAUUUGUUGUAUUGCAGCCUAUAACAGUGCAUUACUUAUACAGAAUGGUACGUGUAAGUGGUUCAGAAUUGCCAUAGUGUCAGUAGAUAGCAGCUUUGCCGAUUACAGUACGCUCAGAUUCAUGACACUUUCUCAACCGUGGGGCUUUUGGGGAUGAGAGUGUAGUAGUUUGAAGUCACAGUACCUCUGGGUGUGAGAGCUAGCAGACCGUUGGUGUACUGCAGAAUCAAAGUCAAGGUGAUGAUGCUUGCCAGGGACAGAAAUAUCCAACUUCUCAUUCCUACCGUCUUACCUAUAUUAUGGUCAAGCUGCCAAUAGCUUGGUGCUACAGAGUGUUUGACUCAACAGGCAUCUCUGAUGACAGAGUUAUUUAAAAAGAUCAGUCCUUUCAAAAUACUUCCAUCUGCAGUAAUAACUUUCAGGGAACAGCUGCUCCCUAUGUGACCAUGUGGAGAAGCAUACACAUAAACACAUGCACACACACAGUAACAUAUGUACAGAGGACCACAAGAGUGUAAAUGCUAAUCUUUUGCUUCACACCGCUCCAAUAUUUUUGCUGUAGAACAGUAGCUGAUGACCAUGUCAUCGCUGCUGCUGCUGCUUGUUUAGCUGCUCCCAGUGGAAAGUUUAAAGAAAAAAAUAAGAAAAAAAUCCUACCUUGAGUCAAAUGAAAUUUCCUUUUAUGGGAAGAUGAAAUUUCAGUUGAUGUUUCAUGCAACCAAAGCUUAGGGCUAUCAUCACUCACUGCAGUUCUCCUUGACACUAAAGCACUGUUGUGUAUGUGGAAAAAAAGAAAAAAAUAGUAUUACAUUUGCAACAUGUCAGCUAUGCAUAUGUAGAGCAUGAGCGCACUUUGCAGUUACAUGCAAUAAUAUGAGCUUCUUCCAGUCACCGAUGAUGUUAAUUUGCAAAUGCACACUAGCAACUAGGAUGUAAUGAGUGUAUACGUGAAUAUAUGAAUAAUGUGUUAAGCGACUUUGUUAUUCCUAUAGUUUAUACAAAACAGUUAAAUGGAGAGGUUUGAAUGUAAAUCCUUUGACUCGGUAGCUUUUGUGAAUGCUCAGGAUAAAGAAAGUACAGUUCUAGUUCUCUGUAGCACUGAUACACCUCCUAAACAUUGUUGGUCCUCUUCCGUUGCAGAUGGGCAGAACUGUGCGAAAUUCAGGAUGUACAGUAAAUGUAAUUAAAAGCUGCAAUUACUGUAAAGGCAUGACUUGCCAAUAAUGUAUGAACAUGUACAGAUUUGGCCAAAAGUGGCAUUUACAGGCUAUAUUUUUAAGAAUGUGCUGUAAUAAGUUGAAUGAAAGUGAAAAGUGAGCAAACGGAGUGAAACUGAUGGAUUUGCGAUCGAUGCAAAGAAUGAUUUGUGUUUUUGUUAUAUGGACAAUCACCACUCAAACUUCAUAUUAGAAACAACACUGGGGUCAAAUACGCUUUGUUGCCUAUUAGGAAAGAGUCGACUUAUGUAUUAUAUAAAUGUAUACACCUUACUUACUGUAUUCAUUGGUAAAUGGACUAUAGACAUUCAGCCUAGCAGUGUCACAUUAUUGCAACUCACUAUUCAUGUGUGGUCCCUGGAGCGUGUGUUUGUGUGACUGACUGGAAGUUUUAGUGUUUGUGUAUUCAUAGUCACCAACUUAAACAAAUGUGCAGUGAUGCCAACUGUCCAACUCACUUAGUGCACCAACAGUAAUACAGCGAGACAGAAACAAGGCGUGGUGUUGUUCAGCUGUGGCUUCUUCUUCUUCUUCUUCUUCUACAGGCAUCAGGCUUUUGUGAGAUUACAAGCACGGUCCUGAAGUCACCAUCUAACAUCCAAAUGAUGGCCGAAAGGAUAAACUGGAUUGAAUUAAAAUGGCCAGUAGAGGGAGUCAGCCAGCAGGAUGUUGUCAGCUCAGACAGGGUAUCUGCUGAUUCCUUACAAUAUGAGACUCUGUUUAAUGCUUCCUAAGAUUAAUGCCAAAAUAGAAAAGCAUAUUUAAAGAGGCAUAAGGUUAAAUUAGAUCCAGCGAAAAGAUUUGCAUGUUAUUCUGUUCUGUUCAGCAGGCACUUGAAGAGAUUCCAGUACAUACAAAAGCCUUAAUAGAUCUGCAGACACCCUGUCAACGGUGGUGUCAUGUGUGACAUCAGGCGAUAACACACCAGAGUGAGGAGGAGGAGGAGGAGGAGGAGGAGGCAGGUCAGACCAGGUUAGACUCUGCACAUUCAAACUAAAUCCUUCUGGAACAACUACUAGAAAUAACAACUGUGUUUUUGAUCACACUGGAAUUUAGGAUUCUUUUAUUUUCUGUUCUUCUGUAUGCUCGAGUUUGUUUUGUAAUAAUUUCACUGUAAAUGACCAUUACUGUGUAAAUCAAGGCAAAGCCAAACUGUCAUCUCAAUAAAACCAAGCUUGAAGGAAA
Messenger RNA from Amphiprion ocellaris (clown anemonefish), 7947 nucleotides. It is a transcript of the gene cntnap1, whose product is annotated as contactin associated protein 1. Lineage: Eukaryota; Metazoa; Chordata; Actinopteri; Pomacentridae. Bases 850 to 4776 code for a protein of 1308 amino acids. The record is from RefSeq and is a predicted model, not a curated record. The transcript has 24 exons.